UAAAAGUCACGCAGUAAACAAUACGCUGCGGAAACUUUAAGCUUAUCAAUAGCAACAAACCUCAGUUGAAGUCCCAGGCUCAGCUUAGCAUUUUAUUUAACGUCAAAUUAGGGACCAAUCCGAAUCGAUGGAUAAGCGCGUCACAGUGCUGCUUCCAAACGCCCGGCGACAGAAUGUCAGUGUGACGGCGAACAUGACUUUGCUGGAGAUCUUAGAAACGGCAUGUGCUAAGCAUGGCUACGACAGCGAGGAGCACUGCCUCAAGUUCCACAACAAGGUGGUUAGCCUGACGCAGCAGUUCCGGUUCAGCGGCUUGCCGAACAACUGCGUCUUGGAGAUGGAGCCCACGGAGAAGCGGCGAACCUUGAGCAGUGUGGUCGUCUGUGUCCAGCUGGCUGACGGUUCACGAAAACAGGGCGAAUUUACGCCCAAUGACACCGUCUGGUUGGUGGUGCAGAAGCUCUGUGAGUCGCAGGUCAAAGGUUACGAGAGUCCGGUUAUUGUCUACACACGGAGCGAGGUCAUCGGCGAGGCGCAGAUGAAGCAGACCACCCUCAAAUCGCUGGGCAUUCUGGAGGGCCGUGCGAUGAUGCGACUCAUAGACAAGAAGCCGGAGGAUUUAAAGACACAGGCUAAUGUUUACAAGCCGCCUGAGGCAAAAGCCAAGCCCACAGUCGAUGACGACCAACCUAGCACUUCCCGUUCGGCAAUGGCUGCCAGUGGAGGAGGUGGUGGCUUUUCCAUUACAAGUAACAUGAUUAAAAAUCUAAAACGCACGGCCCCCGACGACAAAACCACUGCAGAAAAUGAAAAUGCUAGUUCGUCUGAGAAACCCGAUCAUCCACAACAGGUGCAGCCUGAAGCACCGAAAUACGACUGGGGUAGUGGUUCUGGAUACUCGCUUCAUAUUCCUGCUGGCCGGAAGAGGCAGGAGAACGAGGUCGACGAAACUGCCUGUCGGCCUCCGCCAGUGGUUAAUGUAAUUGGUCCACGUCAAGCUGUGCUUUUCUCACUGGACGAGUCAAAGAAGCUGGCAGAGGAUUUGCCAGACUCUUUCUUUGAUCUAACUGUAAACGACUUAAAGAUGGUACUGCGGGACUUGAAACGCACCUCGACCGGCGACGAUGACGCCCCUUUGCUGACAGCCAAGCUCAGGGAGCUGGAGCGCCAAAAAACGAUGCUGGCAAAACUGAAUCAGUACAAGGACUGCGUUCUGCGAAUUCAGUUUCCAGAUCGCUUUGUACUCCAGGGAAUGUUUAAACCUCACGAGCCACUGUCCAAGGUGGAGGAUUUUGUUCGUGAGUUCCUAGUAAACCCCGGCGAGAAAUUCCACCUCUUCACAAUUCCACCGAAAAAGAUACUGCCUUCGGAAGAGACGUUACUGGAGCUUAACUUUGUUCCAAACGCUAUUGUGCACUUUGGAUUUCUGAAGGAUAAUCUGAACGCUGUGCAAAACAGUUUCGUUUUGGAGAAGUACAAGGCUCAGCUAACCUCUGAGGAGGGGGCGCACUAUGCUGUGCAAAAAUACCGCCUCACCCGGGCAACUGCGGUGGGUUCUGGCUGAUACUAGAUGGAUAUAAUGGCUUUAAGCGAACAGUUUGCGUGAUAUUAAAUGAAUCCGCUUUAUUUCUAUACUUUUGAAUAGAUUGUCAUACUGAUAA
Drosophila bipectinata is the source of this 1661-nucleotide messenger RNA. Its product is annotated as tether containing UBX domain for GLUT4. Gene Ontology annotation, molecular function: protein binding. The record is from RefSeq and is a predicted model, not a curated record. NCBI's taxonomy places the organism in Eukaryota, Metazoa, Arthropoda, Insecta, Diptera, Drosophilidae. Gene Ontology annotation, cellular component: vesicle membrane; nucleus; cytoplasm. Gene Ontology annotation, biological process: intracellular protein transport; glucose homeostasis.